This is a messenger RNA of Vavraia culicis subsp. floridensis, 255 nucleotides long. RefSeq lists its product as uncharacterized. NCBI's taxonomy places the organism in Eukaryota, Fungi, Microsporidia, Pleistophoridae. The record is from RefSeq and is a predicted model, not a curated record. Gene Ontology annotation, molecular function: RNA binding. The transcript has a single exon.
UUGGUCUACAUCCUCCACAUUUCUAGCCUCUCACCGCUAACGACCAAGGAUCAUUUACAGCAGCUGUUACCCUACAAAUCAAUCACCAGCAUUAAGAUAAUGCAAAGAAAGGGCAGAUCACGGUGCUACGGGUUUAUUGAGCUGAUGAACGGUGACGAAUUUGUAGAAAUUAUUGAGAAAUUUAAUGGAAGGAGGGUUAAUGGAAAGCCGUUGAAGAUUAGGAAAGGGAGGAACAGUCCUUUAAGGAUUGAUUGA